This is a messenger RNA of Trifolium pratense (red clover), 623 nucleotides long. Its product is annotated as lamin-like protein. The coding region runs from base 31 to 549 and encodes 172 amino acids. NCBI's taxonomy places the organism in Eukaryota, Viridiplantae, Streptophyta, Magnoliopsida, Fabales, Fabaceae. Gene Ontology annotation, molecular function: electron transfer activity. The record is from RefSeq and is a predicted model, not a curated record. The transcript has 2 exons. Gene Ontology annotation, cellular component: plasma membrane.
AAAUAGAGGGUGUGACUAAAAAGUAAAAAUAUGGAGAUUUUGAGUUCUACAAAAAAUAUGUUGUUGAUGAUGAUGAUGAGUGCUAUGAUGUGGAACAUGGCAAAAUCUGAUUUAAUCUAUGUUGGAGGUAGUAAGGGUAGUGGAUGGGUACUUGGUAAUAACUUGACCAAUUGGUCAUUGAAUCAGCACUUUCAUUUGAAUGAUUGGCUAUACUUUGGAUAUGAAAAAGAUAAACGCUAUUUCAAUGUGCUAGAGGUGAACAAAACAAGUUAUGAAAACUGCAUAGAUGCAGGAUUCAUUAAGAAUGUAACCGGAGGCGCCGGACGAGACGUUUUUCAGCUGACAAAUAAGAAGACUUAUUACUUUAUAAGUGGAGGAGGUUACUGUUGGCACGGGUUGAAGGUUGCCAUUCAUGUUAAAGAUUCUGUUGCACCAGCUCCUGCACCUAAAUCUCACAAAAGUGGUGCUUCUGCUUUAGAUGCUUCUAAUAUCUACCAUUCACUUAUGGUGCUCAUCUUAAUCUUGUUGUGCACCAACUUCUUGGGAUAAAUUUCAGAUAUUAGAAUUUGGCAUAAAUUGAAUUUAGCUAUAGUGUCAGCUGAUAUUUGUUGGUUUUCUUUUUA